AUGUUAAGGCGACAGGGACUAGGGAAAUGUUUCAUAAGGUUCCAAAGCCAGUUUGCCUUCAAAAAGUGGGCUGAUCUGAAUCUAUCGCAGAAGCAAGAAUUUGUCCAAGGCUUUGUCGAAAACUAUAGAAAGCAGUAUCCAGGUUCAAAGACAAAUGUCUCCUUGAAGGGCUUAUCAAUAGGUAUGGAAAACCACGGAGACGCACCUGCAGUAUUUGGUAUAUUUUAUGAUGAUGUUUGGGGCCUAUGUAAGAAGUCUAAAGAGGCUCUAUAUUCUCAAGAAGAGCAAAUAGUGCGAAGAAACGAUAUCAAGCAAACUGGUAGAUUUGGCCACGAGAGCUUUUAUGAUCUUUUGGUUGAGCACGAAGCCUGA
This is a messenger RNA of Lachancea nothofagi CBS 11611, 372 nucleotides long. The record is from the annotation of a GenBank genome assembly. Lineage: Eukaryota; Fungi; Ascomycota; Saccharomycetes; Saccharomycetales; Saccharomycetaceae.